AUGUUGAAGCCUUCCCACAACUCAGAGAUUGAACGUGGACAGGUAGUAGAAGAGAGGAGUCCCUCCAGGACGCACUUAUCUGUGUGUGACGAGGAGGGCAGAAGGCUUGCAAUCGAAGACUACUGUACCCUGAUUCGCGGCUUAGGCCAACUCGACUAUGGUAAUAAGACAGACGUAUUCGUAUGUGCUGUUGCACAAGUCGCUGGGAGCCGGAGAAGAGGCAAGGCCAGUUGA
This is a messenger RNA of Alternaria arborescens, 234 nucleotides long. RefSeq lists its product as hypothetical. Bases 1 to 234 code for a protein of 77 amino acids. Lineage: Eukaryota; Fungi; Ascomycota; Dothideomycetes; Pleosporales; Pleosporaceae. The transcript has a single exon. The record is from RefSeq and is a predicted model, not a curated record.